GGCGUUCCGAGAGGAGAGGAAAUUGCGGCGGCCCUGGAACCUGGAUACUGCGCGAGGCAAGCUGUGCGCGGGCGGGCGGGCUAUGGCGCAGGCGGGUUGCGGGGCCGGCGCUGGUGGCGGGGCCCGGUGCAUGGCGGUCUGUCAGCGGAGGCGCCCUCGGGGGCUGUCAGAUUUGUGACCUAGAACAAAAUCUCUGACCUCAGCUGUGGCUCUUGGUGCUGGCCAGAAGUCAACUUCAUGUCUCAAUACAUGAGUAGCAGUUUGCCAUGGAGAGCCUGGGGCUGCAGACGGUGACCCUUAGUGAUGGGACGAUGGCCUACGUCCAGCAGGCUGUCAAAGGAGAGAAGCUGCUUGAAGGCCAAGUGAUCCAGCUUGAGGAUGGAACCACUGCUUACAUUCACCAAGUGACAGUACAAAAAGGUGAGGGCAUCCUGAUACAUCCCUAUCUUGAGGAGAGGAAGCUGGCAGCCCCCACUGAGGGACUCCUUUAUGAUAAUGACCUCCAGAGAAAAACAGGCAUUGUUUUCAUUACAGAAUCUCUCUCUUUUGAGGAUGGACAGCCUGUGCAACUGGAAGAUGGCAGCGUGGCCUACAUACACCGCACACCCAAAGAGGGCUAUGACCCCAGCACCCUGGAAGCUGUCCAGUUGGAAGAUGGUUCCACUGCCUAUAUUCACCACUCUGUGGCUGUGCCGUCAGACAGCACCAUCCUGGCUGUGCAGACAGAGGUGGGUUUGGAAGACCUGGCAGCAGAGGACGAGGAGGGCUUUAGUGCAGACACAGUGGUGGCCCUGGAGCAAUAUGCCAGCAAGGUUCUGCAUGACCAGACUCCCCAUAAUGGCAAAGGGCAACAAGUUGGAGACAGAGCAUUUCGCUGUGGCUACAAGGGCUGUGGGCGUCUCUAUACCACUGCUCAUCAUUUAAAGGUGCAUGAACGAGCUCACACAGGUGACCGUCCAUACAGGUGUGACUUCCCCAGCUGUGGAAAGGCCUUUGCCACAGGCUAUGGGCUGAAGAGCCACGUCCGCACCCACACUGGUGAGAAGCCGUACAAAUGCACAGAGGAGCUGUGCAGCAAGGCCUUCAAGACUUCAGGAGACCUGCAGAAGCACGUCCGUACCCACACCGGUGAACGCCCGUUCCGGUGCCCCUUUGAGGGCUGUGGCCGCUCCUUCACCACAUCUAAUAUCCGCAAGGUACACGUGCGCACCCACACAGGCGAGCGGCCCUACACCUGUCCGGAGCCCCACUGUGGCCGUGGCUUUACCAGUGCCACCAACUACAAGAAUCACGUUCGCAUCCACACAGGGGAGAAGCCAUACGUUUGCACGGUGCCAGGCUGUGGGAAGCGCUUCACCGAAUACUCAAGCCUAUACAAGCACCACGUGGUGCACACGCACUGCAAGCCCUAUACCUGCAGUACCUGUGGCAAGACUUACCGGCAGACCUCCACCUUGGCCAUGCACAAGCGCAGCGCCCACGGCGAGCUGGAGGCCACAGAGGAGAGUGAGCAAGCCCUCUAUGAGCAGCAGCAGCUUGAAGCUGCUUCUGCCGCCGAGGAGAGCCCGCCACCCAAACAAUCCCGCAUUGCUUACCUUUCGGAGGUGAAGAAAGAGGGUGAUGACAUCCCAGCCCAAGUGGCCAUGGUGACCGAGGAGGAUGGGUCCCCCCAGGUGGCUCUGAUCACUCAGGAUGGUGCCCAGCAGGUGAGCCUCUCCCCAGAAGACCUGCAAGCCCUGGGGAGUGCCAUCAGUAUGGUGACCCAGCAUAGCAGCACUACCCUCACCAUCCCUAAUCAUGAUGAUGACCUGGCUACAUCUGGCACACAUACGGUCACCAUGGUCAGCGCUGAUGGCACCCAGACGCAGCCCGUCACAAUCAUUACCUCUGGGGCUGUGGUGACUGAGGACUCAAGUGUAGCAUCCCUUCAUCAUCAACAGGUGGCACUGUUGGCCACAGCCAAUGGAACACACAUUGCAGUACAGCUGGAGGAGCAGCAGACCUUAGAGGAAGCCAUCAGUGUGGCUACCGCUGCCAUGCAUCAAGGGGCUAUGACUCUGGAGACAGCAGUGUCGGAGAGUGGCUGCUGAGCCCAAGAGGGCUAGAACUUACACCAUGUUAGAAGAGGUGUCAUGCUACACAAUGCCACACAGGCAUUCUUGCAUCCAAGGGCCCAGGCUGUGGCUGGCACACAUGGAAUGUGGCCACAUAGGUCUCUGAGAUGAGAAGACAGCAGGAAAAUGACCUCACUGAUGAGGGCCCCACCCAAGAGGAAGGCCAGGCAACUGAAGUCAGAGAAGCACGUCAUCCUCAGGAGCUGAGGAGAACGAGCCUGAUCACCAGGCUGUACUGGGAUACCCUCCCCUCAAAAUCAGUGGGGCACCCACUCCUAGAGAACACUCUUCCUCCCCUCAGUCUUCUCCCCUUCUCAGGUGGAGAUUUGGGUUGCUGUGGGGACUGGCCCUCCACCCUGACUGGUCAUUGCCCACCAGGAGAGAGGGCAGGCAGCUCUUCAGCCCAGUGGGAGCAAAGCAGGCCCAGCCCUGCCCUCCCAGCAAUAACCAUUUCCCUUGAGGCCAGCCAAGAUGCCUGGCAACCUGGCACAGGGGCUUCUGCCACCAUAGUCAGAAUUAAUUCCUCAGGGGCCUAUGGCUGGAGAAAAGGUACCCAGCCCCCACCUCCCCCCAACUGCCUCCCAACCUCUCUGUGGCAGAGAGGCAGGGAGCAGCCCUGUACAGAGAUUGCAGGGGUUUGGGUUUAAUUGUUUUUUAAAUCCAUUUUGAUAAUUUUUUUUUCCUGCUCUGGGUGGUGGUGGCAACAAAUGGGUGAAUGACUAUUUAAUAAAAGUUCCAAGUUUC
Molecule: messenger RNA, 2858 nt
Organism: Otolemur garnettii (small-eared galago)
Lineage: Eukaryota; Metazoa; Chordata; Mammalia; Primates; Galagidae
Gene: ZNF76
Product: zinc finger protein 76
Exons: 13
Coding region: 267-2090 (607 amino acids)
Biological process (GO): regulation of transcription by RNA polymerase II; central nervous system development
Cellular component (GO): nucleus
Molecular function (GO): DNA-binding transcription factor activity, RNA polymerase II-specific; RNA polymerase II cis-regulatory region sequence-specific DNA binding
Source: RefSeq, a predicted model, not a curated record